GUAUGGUGUUGAAAUAUAUUCUUCUUUUCUCUCUCUCCCACUUCUCUCCGCGUUGUAUGAUAUAAACUCACACUGGGGGGUCAGGCUCUGGGGUUUUAAUAUUCUCUUACAUUGCUUUUUCGUCGUCGUCCUCGUCGCUGUCGUCUCGUCGUCUGACAGCCAAUCAUGGCUUCCCACCUGCUAAGGCGCGCCUUCGGAAGCCGCUCCAACCGGAUCCUCUCCUCUCUAUCUUCACAACCAUCAGCAGUAACACCUAGGGUUUUCUCCUCUGCCACCGCCCCGAUCCAAGCUACCCUCUUUCCCGGCGAUGGUAUAGGACCCGAGAUCGCCGAAUCUGUCAAACAGGUGUUUAGAGCAGCUGAAGUGCCAAUUGAAUGGGAAGAGCACUAUGUUGGGGAUCAAAUGGAUCCUAGAACCCAGAGUUUUCUAACAUGGGAGAGUUUGGAAUCAGUACGGCGGAAUCGGGUAGGAUUGAAAGGGCCGAUGGCCACACCAAUUGGAAAAGGUCAUCGUUCUUUGAACCUUACUUUACGGAAAGAACUUAAUUUGUAUGCCAAUGUCAGGCCUUGCAACAGCCUUCCUGGCUACAAGACUCGUUAUGAUGAUGUAAAUCUUAUAACCAUCCGUGAAAAUACUGAAGGAGAGUACAGUGGACUUGAACAUCAAGUGGUGAGAGGUGUUGUUGAAAGUCUCAAGAUCAUUACUCGUCAGGCAAGUUUGAGGGUUGCUGAAUAUGCUUUUCACUACGCCAAGACCCAUGGAAGAGAGAGAGUAUCAGCAAUACAUAAAGCAAAUAUCAUGCAAAAAACAGAUGGUCUUUUUCUCAAGUGUUGCCGUGAGGUUGCAGAGAAGUAUCCUGACAUAACGUAUGAGGAAGUUGUCAUCGACAAUUGCUGUAUGAUGCUUGUGAAGAAUCCAGCUCUUUUUGAUGUAUUGGUGAUGCCUAACCUUUAUGGUGACAUCAUAAGUGACCUUUGUGCUGGGUUAGUGGGAGGAUUAGGCUUGACGCCAAGCUGCAAUAUUGGUGAGGGAGGUAUUGCUCUUGCUGAAGCUGUACAUGGUUCAGCACCUGAUAUUGCUGGAAAGAAUAUGGCAAAUCCCACUGCUCUGCUUUUGAGUGCUGUUGCGAUGCUACGCCAUUUGGAGCUCCAUGACAAAGCAGAACGAAUCCAAAAUGCCAUCCUGAACACAAUUGCAGAGGGAAAGUACCGAACUGCUGAUCUCGGUGGCAAGUCAACAACUACUGACUUUACAAAGGCAAUUUGCGAUCAUCUUUGAAGGUUAUGUCGCUAUGUAGGUUUUAAAUUUUGCAUGCAAUCAACUUCUUUUUUCUUGUGACUGCUUUUGGAGCCAUGGUUUUUCCAAUUGUUCUUCGAGGGGGGAAGCCUCAUGAUUUCGAUGACUAGAAGAUUCGUCUGGUUACGUGCUUGCUCCUAUUGAGCCAUGGUGGAGACGUGGAAGGGAACAAAAGGGAAUAUUAUAUAAAAGUAUAGCUCACGUGUUCAUCUUCACAUACAAUGUCUCAAAAUAAAUAUUAUUGAAAUUUGUGGCAAAGCAUUGCACGAUGAAUGUCAUCUGGUAUUCUUUGUUGAUAUAGCAUGAAAUAAAAUUAUAAAAGCAUCCUAAUCUGGUAAUUUUAUUCUUUAAA
Messenger RNA from Ziziphus jujuba (common jujube), 1648 nucleotides. RefSeq names its product isocitrate dehydrogenase [NAD] catalytic subunit 5, mitochondrial. Bases 166 to 1278 code for a protein of 370 amino acids. Gene Ontology annotation, molecular function: isocitrate dehydrogenase (NAD+) activity; magnesium ion binding; NAD binding. The transcript is spliced from 7 exons. NCBI's taxonomy places the organism in Eukaryota, Viridiplantae, Streptophyta, Magnoliopsida, Rosales, Rhamnaceae. Gene Ontology annotation, biological process: isocitrate metabolic process; tricarboxylic acid cycle. Gene Ontology annotation, cellular component: mitochondrion. The record is from RefSeq and is a predicted model, not a curated record.